GGCCUACUUCGUGCUGGUCCCGCGCUCCAUGGACAACUUGGCCGCUGGGCGUGCCGUGGAGCACGUCGAGAUGUUUUACGAGGUGAGUGGGCGAGGGAGCUCCCCUUUCCAGAAUCUGCCCUUGUCUGCUAGGAUAUUUGGCAAAAGCUAGUGACUGACAGACCGUCGUUAGAUGAGCAUGAUGUCCUUCGUCGGCUACGCCAACUCGCUGGUGGUGGAGAGCGGGAUCCUGCACGAACUUCCCCAGGCCAUUCUCACGCAGCACCGCAUCUUGCGCGAAGAUGCUACCAAGAUUGAGCUCAUUGCGGGGGAGAAGGCAUCGGAUGCCAGAAAGCGCGAGCGCGACCAGGCCGACUUGGACACGCUGAAGAGGGUGCUGGAGACGCUCAAGGGGUUUUCGGGGUAAUCUGACCGCAGGGGGCCGGCCUGUUUUGGUCACUUCUUCAUCAUGUUUUGGCUACCCGUUAUCUACCCGCAAAGUUUGCAAAUGCCCAAGGAGAUCCGGUGAUAUAUGGCGUUGUUAUUUAUUCAAGAUCACUCAUUCUCGCCGAUUGGGGGGGAACAUGUUGGUCGGAGAAUAAGGGGGAUGCUCUCACUUACAAUCAGAAGAGGGAACGCCCCAGCCUAUUAUUAGCUUUUUUUUAUUUCUCGUUUGGCUUGGUUAUGUACCUUUUUUGAGAUUGUUGGUUCAGUCCCGUCGAUCAAACGGGAGAAGGGAUGUGGGG
Molecule: messenger RNA, 725 nt
Organism: Lasiosphaeria miniovina
Lineage: Eukaryota; Fungi; Ascomycota; Sordariomycetes; Sordariales; Lasiosphaeriaceae
Exons: 1
Coding region: 173-406 (77 amino acids)
Source: RefSeq, a predicted model, not a curated record